Penicillium argentinense is the source of this 1584-nucleotide messenger RNA. RefSeq names its product aldehyde dehydrogenase family protein. Gene Ontology annotation, molecular function: oxidoreductase activity, acting on the aldehyde or oxo group of donors, NAD or NADP as acceptor. The record is from RefSeq and is a predicted model, not a curated record. The coding region runs from base 1 to 1584 and encodes 527 amino acids. NCBI's taxonomy places the organism in Eukaryota, Fungi, Ascomycota, Eurotiomycetes, Eurotiales, Aspergillaceae. The transcript has 3 exons.
AUGCUGAGCUGCUCCCUCACUCUUCGGUCUCUGCGCUUGUUCUCGACCCCCGGUACUCGUCGCUUCUACUCCGUCAUGUCGAACCUCUCCGUGCAGCUGGUUGCCCCGAACGGGCGCUCCUACGCCCAGCCCAUUGGCCUCUUCAUCAACAACGAGUUUGUUGCAUCCAAGUCGGGCGAGAAGAUCGCCUCAAUCAACCCAUCCAACGAAGCGGAAAUCACCUCCGUCUAUGCCGCCGGCGAGGAGGAUGUCGAUACCGCCGUCAAGGCUGCUCGCAAGGCCCUGAAGGAUCCUUCCUGGAAGCAGCUGCCUGCUACCAACCGCGGCGCCCUCAUGUUGAAGUUGGCCGACUUGAUCGAGCAGCACAAAGAGACUCUGGCGACUAUUGAGACUUGGGACAACGGCAAGCCCUACCAGGUCUCGCUGAACGAUGACCUCGGCGAGGUCACCAACACCUUGCGGUACUACGCCGGCUGGGCCGAUAAGUCCUUUGGCCAGACCAUUGGCACCACUCCCCAGAAGUUCGCCUACACUCUGCGCCAGCCCAUUGGUGUCGUUGGCCAAAUUAUUCCCUGGAACUUCCCUCUGGCCAUGGCCGCCUGGAAGCUGGGUCCGGCCCUGGCCUGCGGCAACACCAUCGUCAUGAAGGCUGCCGAGCAGACCCCGCUCAGCAUUCUGUACCUGGGCAACCUGAUCAAGGAGGCUGGUUUUCCUCCCGGUGUCAUUAACAUUCUGAACGGCCACGGCCGUGUCGCCGGUGCCGCGCUGGUGCAGCACCCUGACGUUGACAAGGUCGCCUUCACCGGCUCGACCAUCACUGGGCGCGAGAUCAUGAAGAUGGCCGCCGGCACUCUGAAGAACAUUACCCUCGAGACUGGUGGCAAGUCGCCGCUGGUUGUCUUCGAGGACGCCGACCUCGAGCAGGCCGCCAAGUGGGCUCACAUCGGUAUCAUGUACAACCAAGGCCAAGUCUGUACCUCGACUUCGCGUAUCCUCGUCCACGACUCCGUCUACGACAAGUUCGUCGCUCUGUUCAAGGAAGUUGUCGCUUCCACCAGCAAGGUCGGCGACCCCUUCCAGGAUGAUACCUUCCAGGGACCCCAGGUCACAAAAGCGCAAUAUGACCGCGUUCUCUCGUACAUCGAAGCCGGCAAGUCCGAGGGCGCCACCCUCGCCGCUGGCGGCGAGCCCUACAAGAACGUUGGCGACGGCCGCGGCUUUUUCAUCGCCCCAACAAUCUUUACCAACGUCAAGGAUAACAUGCGUAUCUACCGCGAGGAGGUGUUCGGACCGUUCGUCGUGAUCUCCAGCUUCACUGGUGAAGAGGAGGCUGUCACUCGCGCCAACGACACCACCUACGGUCUCGGCGCUGCCCUCUUCACCCGCGACAUUGAGCGUGCCCACCGCGUGGCUUCGGAAAUUGAGGCCGGUAUGGUCUGGAUUAACAGCAGCAAUGACAGCGAUUUCCGGGUGCCGUUCGGUGGUGUGAAGCAGAGCGGUAUUGGUCGUGAGCUUGGCGAGGCGGGUCUGGAAGCAUACUCCCAGGUCAAGGCUGUUCACGUCAACAUGGGCUGCCGUCUGUAA